UGAAAAAACCACGUGUUGACGAAAAACCAAACCAUCAUAUUCUUUCAAAAAAAUAUAGUAUGUUUUUCUUCGAGGUUUGUUCGAAGGACCGAAAAAAGAAAUUUAGAAGCCUCUACCUUUUUUGAGUUCUGAAUGAGUAUAGAACUCGUUUUAAAAUCAUUAUGAACUGCGGUCGAAACACUCGAAACCGUUUCAUCAGUACCUAGACCUACUAAUCCAUUUGUGGGGGAUGUGAAUCUGGUUUUCCUCGGGCUGUGAGUAAUAUGAUUGAAAUUUAGAAGCCUCUCUACCUUUUUUUGAGUUCUGAAUAAGUAUAGAACUCGUUUUAAAAUCAUUGGCUACCAUGAUGAACUGCGGUCGAAUCCGUUUCAUUACUAAUCCAUUUGUGCAGGAUAUGAAUCAGCUAAAUGUUCGGAGGCUUGCUAAAGCCACAUUCUCCACUUAUUGUCGUCGAUGGUCGAACAAUAACGUUACUGGCGACCGUACCAUGAUUAUGAAACUAUCGCCAAAGGAAGAUAAAAAAGUGUGCUUGAAAAACUCGGAAGUCGAGAUCAUUAAAGAUCUAUUGCAACCUCGUCCCAUUGACAUUUCGAAGUACGAGAAAUACCCAAUACCGCUCUUCGAAAGGUUGCAAAAAGAAGAAAAAAAACUAAAUGUUCGCAGACUUGCUAAAGCCACAUUCUCCACUUAUUGUCGUCGAUGGUCGAACAAUAACGUUACUGGCGACCGUACCAUGAUUAUGAAACUAUCGCAAAAGGAAGAUAAAAAAGUGUGCUUGAAAAACUCGGAAAUUGAGAUCAUUAAAGAUCUAUUGCAACCUCGUCCCAUUGACAUUUCAAAGUACGAGAAAUACCCAAUGACGUUCUUCCGAAUGUUGCAAAAAGAAGAAAAAAAAAUUUAUGCAUCGACAACUAAAGUCGUGGGGAAAACAAGCGUUCUAUUCAAGUUAAUUCCUAUAAAAAUGUACUUCGAAGUUGACACGGUUUUAUAUUACGGGAACGGUGCUUGCUUAGAAGACGUCGUUGUAUCAUCUAAUCAUAAAGUCAGUGACAUUGGCAGGUUCAUCGGAGAAACCAAAGUUCGAGGCUUAUCCGCAAUGCAAGAAUAUUUAGAAAUGCGAUCAUCCAUGUACAUUGACUCUCAAGAAAAAGUACUUGGAGUUGAUUUGAUUUUGGUUGACAAUGUAUUGAAAAAUUAUGUCAAAGAUAUUGUUAAAAAACGUUUUCUCCGGGGUGUAGCACGCGAGUUACUAACCUGUUGUCUUUACAGGCCAAAAACGAAAAUGUUUGUUAAUACCAUUUUAGGAAUGAACUAUCGAAUGAUAAAUGUUUCAAAUUAACUUGUCGCUCAAGUGUAUGUAAAUGUAUACUAAUUACAUUAGAUUCUCAUUUACGUACUGUU
Messenger RNA from Planococcus citri (citrus mealybug), 1401 nucleotides. RefSeq lists its product as uncharacterized. Bases 344 to 1339 code for a protein of 331 amino acids. The transcript has 6 exons. The record is from RefSeq and is a predicted model, not a curated record. NCBI's taxonomy places the organism in Eukaryota, Metazoa, Arthropoda, Insecta, Hemiptera, Pseudococcidae.